Messenger RNA from Saimiri boliviensis boliviensis (Bolivian squirrel monkey), 1333 nucleotides. RefSeq names its product F-box protein 16 (gene FBXO16). Gene Ontology annotation, molecular function: protein binding. The record is from RefSeq and is a predicted model, not a curated record. NCBI's taxonomy places the organism in Eukaryota, Metazoa, Chordata, Mammalia, Primates, Cebidae.
AGAGGAUUUAUAGACGGUGAUUGGGCUGCUGGAAGCUGGGAGGGCUGAGGGGGCUGGAGGGAGUCAGAGAAAAAGGUGACCUAAUGCAACUGUGGCAACGUCAGCGCUUGAGGCUUGAAGAGGGAGACAAGCUAAAAGAGGAUAUCCAGUUGUUUCAUGAUGGCAUUUGCACCUCCGAAAAAUACAGAUGGUCCCAAAAUGCAGACAAAGAUGAGCACCUGGACACCCUUAAACCAUCAGCUCUUGAAUGACCGGGUAUUUGAAGAAAGAAGAGCCCUGCUUGGAAAAUGGUUUGACAAGUGGACAGACUCUCAAAGAAGAAGAAUCCUCACGGGCCUGUUGGAGCGCUGCUCGCUGUCCCAGCAAAAGUUCUGCUGUCGAACACUUCAGGAGAAAAUUCCAGCAGAAGCCCUGGACUUUACGACCAAGCUUCCAAGGGUGUUAUCUUUAUACAUCUUUUCUUUCCUGGACCCCCGGAGCCUUUGUCGCUGUGCACAGGUGUGCUGGCACUGGAAGAACCUAGCUGAGCUGGACCAGCUCUGGAUGCUGAAAUGUUUACGGUUCAACUGGUGCAUCAAUUUCUCUCCAACUCCCUUUGAGCAGGGGAUCUGGAAGAAGCACUAUAUCCAAAUGGUGAAAGGACUUCACGUUACCAAGCCUAAGACACCCCCAAAGGAUGGAUUUGUAAUUGCUGAUGUUCAACUAAUUACAAGCAAUUCUCCAGAGGAAAAGCAAUCCCCUUUGUCAGCUUUUCGGUCCUCUUCCUCUUUAAGAAAGAAGAAUAACCCAGGGGAGAAAGCACUUCCACCAUGGCGAUCUUCUGAUAAGCAUCCAACUGAUAUCAUCCGUUUUAAUUACCUAGACAACUGUGACCCCAUGGAGACUGUCUGGCAAGGAAGAAGAAAGAGAAACGAAAUGACCGCAGAUUUCAGCCGACAGUCAUAUGAUAAGAAAAAUAAAUUGCAGGACAGAACUAGGCUAAGAAAAGCACAAUCGAUGAUGUCGAGGAGAAAUCCCUUCCCACUAUGUCCCUAAGUUCCAGCUCUCCAUCUCACCUGGCCUCCCCCUGAGUCAGUGGGACUCCCAGCCACUGCCACCGCAGCUGAAAUUCUCAUGCAGCAUCUUCAGAAGCACCCUGGGGCCCAGGCAUGACUCAUCCAGGUUCCAGGGCCAAAGCACCCUGAACAUGGAAGGACCUUUAUUAUAGAAACGACAAGAAGCUUUGCACGGUGGAGAGCUGAAUUUACUUGGCUCCUCUUAGAAAGUCUUUCCGCUUAAGUACUUUCUGUGGUAGUGAGUCCUGCAGUAUUUCGGUAAAGAGGAAUUCAUGGCA